Messenger RNA from Aspergillus sclerotioniger CBS 115572, 955 nucleotides. RefSeq lists its product as uncharacterized. The coding region runs from base 74 to 586 and encodes 170 amino acids. The record is from RefSeq and is a predicted model, not a curated record. The transcript is spliced from 2 exons. Lineage: Eukaryota; Fungi; Ascomycota; Eurotiomycetes; Eurotiales; Aspergillaceae.
CUCAAACCAACAACUGCUUGGUAUGUUGGAAGUUCUCAAAGUCGCUGAGACCGCUAUCAUUCUAAGUAUCGUCAUGCCUCUCCGAACCCUAUAUCUCGUCUCCUCCCGUAAUAGCCCCGGCCAGCGCGCACAUUUCUCAUUCUUUGUUCCAUCUGCGGCCUUCCCCAAUAUCGGUACCUCAAUACAUGUUGUCGGUGCGCCUAUGAUGGGUUAUGAGCUGGAGUUCAAACGGAACCACAACUCAUCUUCCAACGAGGAGCCGUAUGAAAUGGUUUCGAUUGGGCAAGUUGAUUGUCACCACAUUGCGGACUCUUCGGGCGAUCGUAAUAUGUUGGUAGAUCACACACCCAGAGAUAACCUGGAGGUUGCGGCCAGUCAAGUACCACCCCCUCGGAUCAGCGAGAACUUCAUGGCUCCUGUCAACGAUACCAUCAACAGAAGAUGCCAGGAGUGGACCAUGGAAUACGUCCAUCACCUAAUUGCUCGAGGCCUCCUCGGAGAAGAAGCAAUACAGAUUGUUCAGUCAAAACGUGAUCUGCCAGCUCAUGGGAUUGGAUUGCAGCCUGUAGCGCGACGAUUGGAUUGAGAGGAGUGGCUGGAUUGCAAGUAGGGACGACUGGUAUCUCUACUCUUUGGAUUUUGUGGAAGAAUACAAUCUAGGAAUCACUGCUGGUUAGUAUGAGAAAGCGUUGAGCUGGAGCAGAACCCGGCAGGAGAAGAAGUGUGUACUUACACCCUCGAUUGCCUGCCAUGUGCCCGUGACCAAGAGCGCCUGCCUUUUCCGUUACGAGCUCUCAUCCAUUAGUGGCUUCAGAUUGCCAACAACCCAACCCGUCUUUCUGUUAGUCUUCUUUGGCCUGGUGGUUCCUUUGCUAUACUCCUAAUAUCUUAUUCCGCUAUCAGAAAGGAGUCAUUGGAUAUAUCUUACUCAAUUGAACCGAUAUCGACAUUGCUG